Molecule: messenger RNA, 1114 nt
Organism: Plasmopara halstedii
Lineage: Eukaryota; Oomycota; Peronosporomycetes; Peronosporales; Peronosporaceae
Exons: 1
Coding region: 483-710 (75 amino acids)
Source: RefSeq, a predicted model, not a curated record
UAGAAACAUUUUUCCCAUCUUGCUUCUCAGGAUGUGCAAAUCAAAGUAAAUCAAUUGGCCCAAAGAAUUGUUGAAGAAACACUGAAUACGAACAUACCCAGCACAAUGUGGCAUCAUUAACCAUUAAGUGCCUAACACUGGUUUCUAGCGUGCAUUAUUCGUCAUCUACUCCGCUUUCAUCUACAACGAUAGCCGCGUUUAUUAGAAAACGCACCUGUUAGUACGAAUUCAAAAAUCGGGAAAAUCACGAUUCAGACUUAUGUUUACGGCCUGCAUUUUUAUUGCACAAAGCAACAACUAGUCAAGUGGAUCGCUACCGAAUUAUCACAUUCCGAAAGUGAAGAUCAUGCGGCAAAACUCAUUUGUAAGUUGCUUCUCUCUUUUUUCGAAGAGGUAAGUAUUCGUUUAAUCGAACUCUAUGCUGGAGUUUGUGUCGCAUUGUGGGAGGCAGCUAGCUGUCUUGAUGUAUUGCCUGAAAAUGAAUGGGAAUACAGAAGAAAGAAUGUAAGAUCCGGUCCUGUUAUCACAUGAUGGAAGGGCCGUCAACGCAUGUCAAAAAUCUGGCACACCGGAAUUUAGUGAAAAUUAUUAAUCAAUCUGCUCGACAACUCAACAAUCAUAUUUCCAUGAUCUCGAUGGAGGCCUUGAUUCUACAUCCUUGCAGUAUUCUGAUUUUCUAUCGUAAACCAGAGAAUUUACUGUAUAGAUAAUAUUGUCGUGAAUUCCGUAAUCGCUUGAGCAAUAAACAACGUUUUCUUAGUCGGACCGAGAAGGAGGUAGGGUAGGUAAUGCAAGUCUAGCAUUCACAAAACAUACCAACGCUGAGCACCCGAGGAAGCAUUAACGGUACGGCCUCAAAAUAAAUUUGCAGCUCACGCAUAGUCCCGACUAAAAUACUCCCGGCAUCUCACCCGCUCGCAACUCCAGCCCAAACGCGAAAAAGUCGCCUGCUAGUUGCAUUGAGAAACAACAUUGUUUGCACUUAAGUGCCCUGAGAAAGUACAUACAUUACUACGCCGUCAAUCGGGGUAAAGCUAGUCAAGCUUAUCCGUCAUACUUUUCAAACAAGACUCACUUUGAUAUUCAACAAUUCCUGGGGAGGACAAUUAAAUAU